Adineta ricciae is the source of this 2526-nucleotide messenger RNA. The record is from the annotation of a GenBank genome assembly. Lineage: Eukaryota; Metazoa; Rotifera; Eurotatoria; Adinetida; Adinetidae.
AUGGAUUCCUCGAGAGCGAACAAUUUUCCAUCAACGUACGAUCCGACGAAUAUAGAUAGUCCUGGUUUUGAUCCAGAAACUUAUGUGACGAAAUUGUUACGUGAAUCACGUUUAACUAGUCUAAUUGAAAAGGAACAAUUACUCACAAAACAAAUCAAAACAUUGGACAAUGAAAUGCAAACGCUUGUCUAUGAGAAUUACAAUAAGUUUAUAUCAGCGACAGAUACGAUUCGUCAAAUGAAAAAAGAUUUCAAAACGAUGGAAGACGAAAUGAAACGUUUAAUGUCCACAAUGUCAUCGGUCAAUACGAACAACGAUCAAAUUCACCAAAAGUUAGACAAAAGUCGGGGCGAAAUACGCAAACUGACGAGUAUUCAUCUUCUACUACACAAACUUCAAUAUCUUUUUCAAUUGCCAACAAAAUUGAAAGAAUAUGCAGAUGAUAAUCAGUAUGAAUUAGCUGUGAACACAUACACGAAAGCAUCGAAGGCUUUGCAAAAAUACGAACAUAUUCCGUCGUUCAAUCACAUUCAACAAUCGUGCACAGAAACGAUGAAUGUUAUCCGUGAUGAAUUAAAAUCUCGAUUUGAUCAACAGCAAACAGCUUCUAGUGAUACCGUGAAAUUAUUACUUCAAUUGGGUGAAUCAUCUGACUAUCUUGCUAAACAAUAUCUCCAUCAAAAUCGACCACGACUUGAACAAUUAUUAGAAUCCAUGAAGCAACAAUUGAUUACCGCAGAGAAUCAAUCGAACGCAGGAUCAACUAAUCCGCUUUCACAACAAAUGCAUCCAAUGGAUAUUCUCGAAUUUAUCGAUACAAGUUACAAUUCCUACAUAAAAAGUCUUCAUGAAUUUGUCGAAUCUUACGACAUGCUAUUCAUUCGUCAUUCCUCAACCAUCUCAUCCUCGCCGAGUAUCGAAGACGAGACCAAAGAACGCUGUAAAUAUUAUCUCGAAGAAUAUCUUCUGGAAUGCUAUUCUGCAUAUGUUGAAUUCAUUCGCAAUCUAUUUCAAUCGAAGUUCUACGGACAAGAAGACGAAACCGAACUAUAUGUUCGGGCUAUCGACCGAUUUCUACGACGAUCAUCGAAUGAUAUUUAUAAAUAUUUGUUCACCCAAAAUGCGAUUGAGAAAAUUCGCUUGAUGCUCGAUUCAUUUCUAACGUUUGCCAUUGAAUGUCGACUGAAAUUCUAUCACGCAAAUCUCGAUCGACAUUUCCACGAGCAAAUUCUCGAGUUAAGAAAAUCGCUAACUAUGGUUCCACCAGCAACAAACGAACAAACAUCAUUUGAUAAACAACAACAGCAGCAACCACAACAAACACAAAUUAAUCUCACAACUUUUGUCGACAAAAUGCUAAAACAACUAACCAAUGAUAUUAAAUAUACAUUCCAAAACCUAUCCACUUUUCUUAAUGGCACUGAAAUGAUUGGAAACACUGGCAAGAAGAAUGUAUUCACCAGGCAAUUUGCAGUCAAUCACGUUUGGAAUGGAUUCUUUUUGACUCUACUCAAUCGUCUGAUCGCUUAUUUUGAGCAUGAAUACACAACAGCAAGUAGUUGUUCAGCAACCGUUCGCCAUGAACAAUCAUCACCACCUAUUCUUUUGUUGAUAUUGAGCAAAUUAAUAUUAAAUUUCGAUUCAAGUUCUAUUCCAUAUUUAUGCACAGUAUUCGAAGAAAAAUUCAAUUUGAUCAUCGAAAAUAAUCAACGGAAUGAAAGUCAAAAAGGUGGUGGUAAUAGUUUUUCACUCGAUCGCUCGAAACUAACAGCAAUUCAAAAACAAUUCAAUGUCAUUGCUAAACACUUACUUAAACAAUACAUCUGCUCUCAAGGUUAUACUCUAUCCCAAAUGCUCCGUAAGUCUAUUGAAACCCGCGAUUGGCUCAAUACCAUUGAGCCACGACAUGUUCGGUCGGUGAUGAAACGAAUCGUUGAAGAUUUAACACAAAUAGAUAAGCAAGUUAUGAUGCUUUACAAUGAUCACCAAUCGUCAUCGGCAUUGGGGUCCAUGUCAUCAUCAUACGGUCGAUAUCAUCAUCGUUCGAACUUGACGGGAAGUGUCGGCGGCGGCGGUGGGGGUGGCGGCCGAAGUUCAGACGGAGGUCGUCGAACGAUUAUUAUGCCCCGAAGUUCAGCACUUGAUCGCGCAACAAGUGGCGGACCAGGUAGCUCCGGUGGUUCAACCGGUAAUCUUCAACUUAACUUUCAUAAAGUAUUCAAUGAAAAACUAGAUAUAUUUAUUGAUUUACAAUUUCAAAAGACAUCUAUUUUAUCAAGUAUAAUUAAAUUGCUUUUAAAAACAUAUCUCGAAUGUAUCCGUUUGAAAACGUUUUCACGUUAUGGUUUGCAGCAAGUUCAAGUGGAUAUUAAUUAUCUUUAUAAUUAUCUUUGGUCGUUUGUUAAUAAUGACGAUCGAUUUAUUACGAAUUUACUAGAAGAAAUUGUUAGUAGCACAGCUAUGAGAUGUUUAGAUCCUGUGCUGAUGGAAGCAAGCGUUAUUACUGUUAUUUGUGAAGGAAAUUAA